UACCCCGUAGUUUUCUGGGUGCUUUAUGACAACUAUAGCUCACACUCUGUGUAAUGUCUGGGGUGUAGGUUUUGUUUCAUUUUCGGUUUCUUUAAGGUUAAAUCGAACGCAAAAUACAUACUGAGAUUUUCUUUAUUGUUGAGCUGUUAUUGUCUUAAAAUGGCGCUGAUCAGUUUAAGAAUCCCGAAGUUGGUGUGUUUGUCCAUGUUUGUCGUGAAUGCGGUUUGUCAAACUGAGACUAGCAUCAUCGAUUCAGCAAGAUGUGUGUGUCAACCACAACUCACUAUUAACCAUCCCGCGAACACUGGAGGUGACUUGAACUGCACCAAUGUUACUGUGGAGCUUAAAGACAUGAAAACACAGUUGGCAGAGUUGCAAGAAACAGUGUCUGCCUUGGUUGGCUCUGCGGAAGUUAAUUCGGCCUUACUCCCGAAGGAUUGUUCAGAUGCGCUGACAAUGGAUGUAACAGAGAGUGGAGUCUAUGCAAUUCAACCUCUAGACUCCGGUCGACCCUUCAAUGUCUACUGUGAUAUGGACACUGACGGUGGGGGAUGGACGGUGUUCCAGAGGCGGAAGGACGGCAGUGUAGACUUCUUCUUGAAUUUUGUCAAUUACAGCCGGGGCUUCGGUGAUCUUGAAGGUGAAUUUUGGCUCGGCAACGAGUUCUUGCACCGUCUGACUAGAGAGGGCGUUCAUGAACUACGCGUUGAUCUCUCAGAUUUUUAUGAUAACCAUCGGUACGCCAAGCAUGGGCUGUUUCGUGUCGGUGACGUCAGUGACAGCUACAGGUUGACAGUGCGGAGUUAUUCAGGAAACGCAGGUGAUUCGAUGGACAAUCAAAAUGACCAGCAGUUUACUACUAAAGACCUCGACAACGAUGUAAACCCUGACGAGAACUGUGCCCGUAAGUUCCACGGCGCUUGGUGGUACAAAAGCUGCCACGAGUCUAAUCUUAACGGGGCGUAUCUUCGUGGGACCGGGGCUGCAUAUGGUCGGGGAGUUAAUUGGUAUCAUUGGCGUGGGUACGAGUACUCACUAAAAACCUCAGAAAUGAAAAUCAGAUCGACUCCAUAGUAAGUUGAUCCUGUUUGAGCAUUGUGUUAUAAUCCAUUUGGAUUACGGCAAAUGUCAUUUAUUUCAGGCGGCUAGUUCAUAAUAAACACUCACAAUGGUGUUCAACUAAAGGCAUGCUGGACACCUUUGGUACUUAUAUGUCAAAGACCAUUCUUCUCACUAGGUGUAUGUCAACAUAUGCAUUCUAAAA
Asterias rubens (European starfish) is the source of this 1264-nucleotide messenger RNA. RefSeq names its product ficolin-2-like. NCBI's taxonomy places the organism in Eukaryota, Metazoa, Echinodermata, Asteroidea, Forcipulatida, Asteriidae. The record is from RefSeq and is a predicted model, not a curated record. The transcript is spliced from 4 exons. Bases 160 to 1074 code for a protein of 304 amino acids.